CCUAUAAUUUUAAAUUUUAAACUUCUUAAUAUUUCAGAUAUUUAAGGUUGAGUUACCGUACUAACUCAUUAAAUUAAAAUGGCUACUAUUGGAGUUCCUCUAAAGGUUUUGCACGAGGCCGAGGGUCAUAUUGUCACCAUCGAGACCAACACUGGCGAGGUAUACCGAGGAAAGCUGAUCGAAGCGGAAGACAACAUGAACUCUCAGAUGGCGUCCGUUACUGUUACAUACAGGGAUGGUAGAGUUGCCCAGUUAGAGCAUAUCUAUAUCAGAGGAUCUAAAGUCAGGUUCAUGAUCCUGCCGGACAUGUUGAAAAAUGCGCCAAUGUUGAAGAACAUGUCUACCCGGGGCCGGGGAGGAGUUCGAGGAAAAUCCGCAAUCCUGGGCGCACAAGCCGGCGCAGGGGGACGAGGCCGCGGUCGUGGUGGACCCUCUGAAGGUCGCGGCGGAGGAUUUGGUGGAGGCCGUGGGGGAGGAUUUGGAGGUGGUGACCGUGGAGGCCGAGGCGGAUUCGGAAGUCGCGGUGGUCGAUAAAUCGUUGACCCAUCGCCGAUGCCCCGAAACGUUGUAUUCUGUGUAUUUUGUGCUCAUUGUACCUUUUCCUUUUCUUCAAUGCUGACUCAAUAAAAUCAAUUCAUGUGAAUCUAACUUUUUACAUGCUUUCUUUUUUUCAGA
Eurytemora carolleeae is the source of this 675-nucleotide messenger RNA. RefSeq names its product small nuclear ribonucleoprotein Sm D3. Gene Ontology annotation, biological process: RNA processing; spliceosomal snRNP assembly. NCBI's taxonomy places the organism in Eukaryota, Metazoa, Arthropoda, Copepoda, Calanoida, Temoridae. Bases 79 to 534 code for a protein of 151 amino acids. The transcript is spliced from 4 exons. The record is from RefSeq and is a predicted model, not a curated record. Gene Ontology annotation, cellular component: U2 snRNP; U5 snRNP; U1 snRNP. Gene Ontology annotation, molecular function: RNA binding.